Aspergillus uvarum CBS 121591 is the source of this 659-nucleotide messenger RNA. RefSeq names its product VOC family protein. The record is from RefSeq and is a predicted model, not a curated record. Bases 117 to 518 code for a protein of 133 amino acids. The transcript has 2 exons. Lineage: Eukaryota; Fungi; Ascomycota; Eurotiomycetes; Eurotiales; Aspergillaceae.
AUUACACUGCGUCUCCCAUCCAUCAUCCCCUCACCUCAUCACAUUCAAUCUCUCACUCCACCAUUUCAUCAUUGCACUAAACCUCCAGCCCUCUCUCCAGUUCAAUAACCAUAAUCAUGGCAAUCGAUCACACAAGCCUCUACGUCCCCGAAGCCCAAUUCCAAGCCUGCCUGGCCUUCUACCUGGCCGCCCUCAAGCCGCUGGGCUACGAGGUCCGCUACCAAUUCGGCGAGUUCAUCGUGGGGCUGGGCUCGGUCCACGACGACAUCGGCAGCUACCGCAAAGCCGACUUCUGGGUGUUUGGCUCGAAGGAAAUCCCCGCGCGUGCGGCACAUAUUGCGUUCACUUGUCUCGACCACGCGACCGUGGACGCGUUCCACGCCGCCGGGGUGCAGGCCGGGGGCACGGACAAUGGGGCCCCCGGAUUGCGGCCGGAUUACCAUGCCACGUACUACGGGGCCUUCGUGCUGGAUCCCGCGGGGAAUAAUAUCGAGGCGGUGGAUCAUGGGCUUCGUUGAGAGGAUUCUCUGGCGGGGAUGGCGGUUGGCGAUGGUGCCGCUUUACUGGUUGUACGAUGUCGGAUGUCCGAUUGAUUUUGGGAUUCCGGAAUUAGAUUGCCAUUUCCACCCCCUACCCACGUCCUCAUCCCUAUACUUGUA